UCUCUCUCGUUCUUCGUAAUAAGAUCAUUAAAAUUGUAGAGAUGAAGAAAAAUAAGAGCUCAUCACUUCUGAUUGUUCUGCUUAUCUUGGUCCUAAUCUUGGUUACGUUUUCUACAAUCUCAGUCGAAGCAAGAAAGCACCAAACUAAGAAGAACAAACCACACAAGCAUAAAAAAGAUAAAGGUGGUCGUAGUAGUAGUGGUAAUAAUAAUGAUUCUCCAUGUCCAUCUCCAGGUCCAGUGCCAGCUCAACCUCCUUCCGGGUCUAACAUUUUCAAUGUCUUGUCUUUUGGAGCCAAAGGUGAUGGAGUUUCAGAUGAUUCCAAGGCACUUCUAGCAGCAUGGGAAGCUGCAUGCAAAGUUUCUGGUGCCACAGUAAUAAUUCCAUCAAAAUACAAGUUUCUUAUCAAGCCCAUAACUCUUCAAGGCCCUUGUAUGCCUCACCUAAUUCUUCAGAUUGAUGGUACUCUAUUGGCUCCUCCAAAAAUAGGGUCCUGGCAGAAAUACAAUUUAUUUCAAUGGAUAUUCUUCAAAUGGAUCAAUAGUUUCACCAUCCAAGGCACUGGUGUUGUUGAUGGUCAAGGCUCUAACUGGUGGUCUCUCUCCCAAGCUUACAACGCUCAGAAGAAAUCCAAGUAUAUUCCGGAAAUGAAACCUACUGCUUUGAGAUUCUAUUCAAGCUAUGAUGUCACAGUUCGAAACAUUCAAAUCAUAAACAGCCCUCAGUGUCAUCUCAAAUUUGACAGCUCUAAGCGGAUCAAAGUUGACAAUAUUACAAUAUCUUCACCAGAAAGUAGCCCCAACACAGAUGGUAUUCACCUGCAAAACUCUCAGGACGUAGAGAUUCAUCAUUCAAAUAUUGGGUGUGGAGAUGACUGUGUAUCCAUACAGACCGGUUGCUCAAAUGUUCAUGUUCAUCAUAUUAAUUGUGGCCCUGGACAUGGUAUAAGCUUAGGAAGUCUAGGAAAAGACAAAACUGUUGCUUGUGUUUCCAAUAUCGUUGUUGAAAAUACUUCAAUUCGAAACACUUUAUCAGGAGUAAGAAUCAAAACUUGGCAGGGAGGGCUUGGAUCAGUGAAAAAUGUGUCAUUCUCCAAUAUCCAAGUUACUGAUGUGAAAGUUCCUAUAAUGAUAGACCAGUACUACUGUGACAAGAACUCAUUUUGCAAGAACCAAAGUGGGGCAGUGGCAAUUUCAGGGGUUAAGUAUGAUCGAAUAAUUGGAACUUUCUCAGCUCAGCCUAUUCAUCUUGCUUGUAGCAAAGAAAUCCCAUGCACAGAUGUUGAUCUCAUUGAUAUUCAGCUUAGUCCUUCACCUGGGUACAGAGGAUUAAAGCAAGCCUUAUGCUCAAACUCAUACGGGAAAUCAGAGGCUCCAUUGGUUCCUUCAAGCAUUGACUAUUGCGUGAGAGGUGCUGGUGGCCCAGUUAGGAGAACAGAAAGGUCACAUGAGCAUAUGUGUUUCCCUGGGAAAUUGGUAUAGGAAAGUACUAGUUAAAAUGGUCUAGUCAGGUGGUCAAUGGGCAUUGGUUGUAGUGUACUGUUUUUUCUUUUAUUAUUGCACCUUUUUAGGAGCUUCCCUUCAGCUAAAUUUUUCAGUGUAUGAAGGUGAAGGUGUGGUGUGUUGUGGUGUUAUAUUAUUCUACUCUUGUAAAAUAGUCAGCAUUUUGAAUAAAAAAUUCUCAGUAAGUGGUAGUUCUUUAUUAAUUAUUCUUCCUUGUAUGAGC
Messenger RNA from Humulus lupulus (European hop), 1725 nucleotides. Its product is annotated as polygalacturonase At1g48100. Gene Ontology annotation, biological process: carbohydrate metabolic process. The record is from RefSeq and is a predicted model, not a curated record. The transcript has 8 exons. The coding region runs from base 42 to 1481 and encodes 479 amino acids. Gene Ontology annotation, molecular function: polygalacturonase activity. Lineage: Eukaryota; Viridiplantae; Streptophyta; Magnoliopsida; Rosales; Cannabaceae.